Linum trigynum is the source of this 1825-nucleotide messenger RNA. The record is from the annotation of a GenBank genome assembly. Lineage: Eukaryota; Viridiplantae; Streptophyta; Magnoliopsida; Malpighiales; Linaceae.
CUCAUUCCAUCAUUUUUGAGAGUAAUACACACUUGAGAGUUCUCCCAAUCCUUUGUCUUUGUUCUUGUCUUUGCUUGCUUGUGAGUUUGAGAGAAAGGCUGCUUAGCGCUCUAACGGAAUUGAGAGCUAGGGCCGCACGAUCGAGAGUAAGGUCGUGACAAGUGGUAUCAGAGCCCCGUUUGACUCUGUGCUUGCAAAGUAGAAGCCAUAGCCAGAAGAAAAGGAAGAACCUCACCAGAAAUGUCGGGAUCAAAAGUCAACGACGAUGAGAAGCAUCGUGGCAGAGAGCCUACCCCAGGCGGGAGGCCAAAAGACAAGUCGAGCACUCGUGAUCCUCUCAGGUCUCUAGAGAGGCGAGUCUCGAGGAUGGAGGUGAAGAUUUCUGAAGAUGUCACCGCCAUCGAGGAUUUGGGAGCUAACUUCGCCCAAGAGGAAAGCGAUUUUCAAGGUAUGAAUGCUCGUUUGUCGAGCUUGGAGAUCAACCAUGAUGGGAUGCGAGAAGAGCUCGUGGCUCUCAUCACCAACACCAUCUCCGAAACCGUGAGCACUGCUAUUGCGGUUGUGAAAGAGCAUGUCCAGGGUGAGCUGGUCGGCGUGAAGGAGGAGAUUGCAGAUCUCAAGAGUGAGGUCACUCUCGUGAAGAGAGCCAUGGCUAGCGGACCAGCCACGGUGCAAUCCGUCCCACGUGCUGAUAUUCCAAGACCGAAGAGCUUCGGAGGUUCAAGGAAUGCAAGGGAGUUAGAGAACUUCCUUUGGAGUCUUGAGCAGUACUUCAAGGCGUCCGGCAUCCAAGAGGAUGAGGUAAAGAUUCAUACCGCUCCACUUUACUUGGUUGAUGUUGCCAUGGUGUGGUGGAGGCGACGUGAAGCGGACGUCGAAAGAGGUACUUGUGUGAUGGUAACGUGGGAAGAUUUCAAGAGAGAAAUCAAGAGGCAGUUCUACCCAGAGAACGUGGAGUUUGAAGCCCGUUCGAAGUUGAGAAGACUCACCCAGAGGGGUGGAGUUCCAGAAUACGUGAAAGAAUUCUCGGAGCUGCUUCUAGAGAUCCCGGACAUCACGGACAAGGAGGCCAUGCACGGCUUUCUUGAUGGGCUGCAACCAUGGGCCAAGAUGGAGAUGCAACGUCGAGGAGUGCAAGACCUUGCAACUGCCAUGGCCACGGCGGAGUCUUUUGUCGAGUACAAACGACAAGAGAGCAGCGGCAAAGAGAAGAGUUCGAAGCCCAACAAGGGUGGAGAACAGCAGAAGCCUUUCAAGGAGGGUUCUCACACUCAACAACACCAAGGUGGUUCGAGCAAAGGGGGUAAGUACGAGCCCAAACCCAUGACUUGUUUCCUUUGCGACGGACCACAUCGAGUGCGAGAUUGCCCAAGGAAGGCGAGAUUAGCAGCCAUGGAAGCUCAAGAUGAGGAGCCCAAGGCGGCGGAGGCCAAGAUUGGCUCAAUCCGCAAGCUUGGCGCGGCGAAGACCGACGUCAAGGAGAGCAAGCGUGGGAGGUGCUAUGUUCUGGCGCAAUUCAUGCAAGGCGAGUCAAAAGCCUUGAUGGAUACCGGUGCCACGGACAACUUUCUUCGCAUCGAGGAGGCAAACCGGCUGGGUAUUGCCUACGAGAAGGGGCAAGGGAGGCUCAAGACGAUCAAUUCGGAGUCCAUCCCGAUCCAUGGAGUUGCUCACAACGUACCAAUGAAGCUUGGCGAGUGGGAAGGCCUCAUCGACUUUUCCGUCGUCACCAUGGACUCCUCUUUGAUGAUAGAUAAGAUGAUAAGGGAGGGAAUUGCUUAGGCAAACUAUGAUUUGAAAGUUGACUACCUGUCUUGAAUCUAUC